Messenger RNA from Solea senegalensis (Senegalese sole), 4152 nucleotides. RefSeq names its product extracellular calcium-sensing receptor-like. Gene Ontology annotation, biological process: G protein-coupled receptor signaling pathway. The transcript has 9 exons. Gene Ontology annotation, cellular component: membrane. Bases 1214 to 3844 code for a protein of 876 amino acids. Gene Ontology annotation, molecular function: G protein-coupled receptor activity. The record is from RefSeq and is a predicted model, not a curated record. Lineage: Eukaryota; Metazoa; Chordata; Actinopteri; Pleuronectiformes; Soleidae.
AUUAAAAAAAACAACAACAACCCUGAAUUUCCAAACAUAAUAUCCCCUUCAUGAUGGGGGAACUUCUUUUCAAGAUGAAAUCAUUUAUAACUUCUCAUUGUCCACAGAAGGCACCUAUCAAUUUGUAUAUGCGUGUACAAGUCCAUGCCAGUUUAACGUUUUCAUGCAUGCAUAAUGUGCAAAAGUCUUAAGGGCACCUUGUCGUGAUCAUACACGUCUUGAAAAAACCUGGUUUAAAAUACCUUUUACAAAGCACAUAUUUGUCAACAUGAAACAGUAGGAAAGACCCAGGAUUUACCAGAACAAUUAAUUACAGUUCUACUCCAGGCUUAAGAGAGUCAGGAGUAAACUGUUCAUGUGUAAGGGUAGGUCACAUUAAAUAUUUGACACUUAAACCUAUAGAAGCUGAUAUUCAUUCUGAAAAUGAUGUUAUUUUAAAACUGCAUACAUAUUUUCUGGAUGUUUUCCAAUAAAGUGAUUGAGAAAUACAUUGUAUGGUCCAUAAAGUGCCUAUGGUUACCAUCUUCUUCAAUCAAAACAAGAGGGCACGACCAACUCAACCCCAAAUUCAAAAGAGUUUUGAGACAUGGAGCAUGCACAGUUGGCAAGUAUGGUCCACACAGGUUGUUGGUGGAUGAUGGUCACUCUGUUGGUAAUAUAGACCACAGCUCAUUAUUUGGUAGUCACUCUGUUGUUGGAUGGAUAUAAUAGCUCAUUAUUUUGCAGGCAGUCUCUUGUAGUGGAUGUAUGGAAAGUUUCAUGAUCUGGCAGUUAUCAAUAAUGUUAUCAAUAAUGCUACAUCAACGGAGAACCAUGUGAAUGAUAGCCCAGUGAAGACUGAGCACGUCUGCAUUGCCUGUAUUGGCACUAUGGAACAUUUGGUUUCAAGUCCAUGCUACAAAAACAACUACAAAAAAGAAUGACAGUAUACAUUAGAAGUUCUGCUACAAAGUUCACCAGGAUGGUUGAAUCAGUUCUUUUUAGGAUACAUGGUGUGUUGGUUUUUGCAGGUGAGUUAUUUUGCCACAUGUUCCUGCCUGAGUGACAGAUAAAAGUUUCCACCUUUCUUUGAGAAUUCCUGCAGGGACUGUCAUGUGCGAUUUAUUUUGGGCCCUGUCUCUAGAGCUUCACUUGUUAAAGGAUUAAACAACAUGCGGGCUAGUACAAAUCAAGAAGACCACUCUCAGAAAAGGGGAAGAACCACAGGAAAGUCAUGAGGACAUUUUUAGACACCAGCACCCUCUUCCUAUGGUUGUUCUCCUGCUUUUCCUCUGCUGUGUCCUCCUCUCUUUAUUCCUCCUCUUGUCACUUACAGGGACAAUUUAAUUUAAAUGGGAUGCACAAAACUGGAGAUGUGAUUCUAGGUGGGAUUUUCAAAGUUCACUUCACUUCUACCUAUCCUAUUCUGUCUUUAACCUCAGAACCACAACAGCCUGGGUGCUAUGGUUUUGAUAUUAUAGGAUUCAGACAGGCUCAGACCAUGGCCUUUGCUAUUGAUGAGAUCAACAGAAACUCCAACCUGCUGCCUAAUGUGACUCUGGGAUACAGUCUGCAUGAUAACUGCAACCAACUAGGAAUUGGAUUUCGUGCAGCACUGACCUUAGUCAGUGGUCAAGAAGAGCAAGUUACAUUACAGGAGAACUGUGUAGGAACUCCUCCAGUCCUAGGAGUUGUGGGAGAUACUACCUCUUCAAGUACUAUUGCCAUAUCCACAGUGAUAGGUUUGUACAGAGUGCCUCUGGUGAGUUAUUUUGCCACAUGUUCCUGCCUGAGUGACCGACAAAAGUUUCCAUCUUUCUUUAGGACGAUCCCGAGUGAUGAUUUUCAGGUGAAUGCUAUGAUUCAGAUUCUAAAACACUUUGGUUGGACUUGGGCAGGUCUGCUCAUCAGUGAUGAUGAUUAUGGAGUCCACGUUGCGCGAUCCUUUCACUCUGAUCUGGGUCCAGCUGGUGGAGGUUGUCUGGCUUACACAGAGAUUUUGCCCUGGGGUGACGACCCUGCUGAACUAAGGAGAAUAGUGGAUGUGAUGAGGAAAUCUACAGCUCGAGUGGUGAUUGUGUUUGCACAUCAGAUCCACAUGAUUCAACUAAUGGUUGAGGUGGUGAGGCAGAAUGUGACAGGCCUGCAGUGGAUUGCCAGUGAAGCCUGGUCAUCACUUGAUGUGCUCCAGACUCCUCACCUCAUGCCGUAUCUGGGUGGAACACUGGGCAUCGCAAUCCGUCGAGGAGAAAUACCAGGACUCAGCGACUUCCUGUUACAAAUACAUCCUGAUCUACAUCACAACAACACAGAUGGAAACAGCAUGGUGAAUCAGUUUUGGGAACACACAUUUCAGUGUAGAUUUGCACCACCUCCAGCAGGUUGGGAGGAAGCUGGAGGAGAAUUAUGCACUGGACAGGAAAUUCUAGAGAAUGUGGAGACUGAGUUCUUUGAUAUUUCAAACCUCAUGCCGGAGUAUAAUGUGUAUAAGGCUGUGUACGCUCUGGCAUAUGCUCUUGAUGACAUGCUGCAGUGUGAGCCUGGGAGAGGACCUUUCAGCAACAACACCUGUGCUCAUUUACAAAGACUGGAGCCGUGGCAGAUAAUGCAUUACUUGGAAAAAGUCAACUUCACCACAACAUUUGGAGAUCAAGUGUCAUUUGAUGAAAAUGGUGAUGCCUUACCUGUAUACGACAUCAUGAACUGGGUGUGGCUCCCUGAUGGAAGAACUCAAGUUCAGAGAGUGGGUGAUGUUAAGAGGUCAGCCUUCAAAGGUGAAGAACUAACACUGGAUGAAGACAAAAUCUUCUGGAACUUUGAAUCCAAACAGCCUCCUCAGUCAGUGUGCAGUGAGAGCUGUCCUCCAGGUACCCGCAUGGUCAGAAAGAAGGGGGAACCUGAGUGUUGUUUUGACUGUGUUCCUUGUUCUGAGGGAAAGAUCAGCAAUACAACUGACUCCAUGGAGUGCAUCAGUUGUCCAGAAGAUUUCUGGUCCAGCCCCCAGCAUGACCAUUGUGUUCCUAAGAAAACAGAGUUCCUCUCCUACCAUGAGCCUCUGGGUAUCUGCUUGACAACCACCUCACUGUUGGGCACAUUAAUCUGUGUUCUUGUUCUGGGCAUCUUCAUCCAUCAUCACAGCACACCUAUAGUUCGUGCCAACAAUUCAGAGCUCAGUUUUCUUCUCCUGGUGUCACUCAAAUUGUGCUUCUUGUGUUCAUUGCUCUUCAUUGGACGACCCAGAUUAUGGACUUGCCAACUAAGACAUGCAGCAUUUGGUAUCAGCUUUGUGCUUUGUGUCUCAUGUAUCCUGGUAAAAACCAUGGUGGUUCUGGCUGUGUUCAGGGCCUCCAAACCAGGAGGGGAGUCCAGUCUGAAGUGGUUUGGAGCUGUGCAGCAGAGAGGGACAGUUCUGGUUCUGACUUCUGUUCAAGCAGCAAUCUGCACUGUCUGGCUUGUCUCUGCUUCACCAGUGCCUCAUAAAAACACCCAGUAUCACAAUGACAAGAUAGUUUAUGAGUGUGUAGUUGGGUCCACAGUUGGAUUUGCAAUUUUACUUGGUUAUAUUGGUUUACUGGCUGUCCUCAGUUGUUUUUUCGCUUUUCUAGCAAGGAAUCUUCCAGACAGUUUCAAUGAGGCCAAACUCAUUACUUUCAGCAUGCUGAUCUUCUGUGCAGUAUGGGUAGCCUUUGUCCCUGCUUACAUCAGCUCACCAGGCAAAUAUGCAGAUGCAGUGGAGAUAUUUGCCAUCCUGGCCUCCAGCUUUGGCCUCUUGGUGGCACUGUUUGGUCCCAAAUGUUAUAUAAUUAUGUUGAGACCAGAGAGAAACACAAGGAAAGCUGUCAUGGGUCGUGGCAUUGGAACAUAAAAACAGCAGACAGAGACACAAUUAGUCAGUUCUCUUUAUGAUCUGCAAUUCAGAAAGUAAAUGUAGAUUUACAUUACCAUACAUAUUUCAAUAUUGUGUAAUUGAUAAUUGAUAAAGGGUUAAUAAAUAAAUGUUUUUGAAUGUGGAAUAUGUAAUUAUUUUUACAGCCCAUCAACUAUCCAGGGAUUUGAACUGUUGACCCUGUGGUGACAGGCCCAAUUCCCUUCAACUUGACCUUGGGCUGUCUAUAUUACUCUUUAAGUAUAUAUGUAUAUUAUUCUUCAAAUGUGUUAAGGUCUUUGUUAUUU